UCUCUCUCAAAACGGAGAAACCUAUCCCAGAAAAAAUUCAAACUAAUAAAAGUAGUAAUAUAUUUUCACAGAGUUUCAAAAGUAUAAAAUAGGACAUAAUGUUUUUCUGGACUAUUCUAUGCUCCUACAUCCUAAUUGCGAGUGCCGAAGAAAUAAAUAUGGAAGCAGUAAUGAAAUCCAUGCAAAGCUUUUGUGUGAAACUGGAAGAACAUGGUGAAAGUAUGAAGCCAGAGCUUAAUGAAUGUUUUUCAUUAAACCCGGAAAAUAUCCAAGAUGUUGUACGUGGUUGUUAUACUAGAGCCAUUCCAGGACUAGAAGAACCUUUUUCCUUUUUCCAAGAGGCGUGUCAAGACCAAACAACUACAUUUUCAGAGCUUCUUAAAUGCUUUGGAGAACACGAAGACAUAUUGCAGAAUACUGAGAGAUCUGACUCAUUUGAUUGUGAUAUGGCUAUGUCUGAAAAGUUUGGUAUAGAUAUGUAUGUACCAACGGAUGAAGAACCAAAAUCCAAAUAGAAACUUAAUUGUGAUUUUUUUUUCUUCAAUAAAAUGAAAACCUUUUCUUUUUUUUUCA
This is a messenger RNA of Parasteatoda tepidariorum (common house spider), 573 nucleotides long. RefSeq lists its product as uncharacterized. The record is from RefSeq and is a predicted model, not a curated record. Lineage: Eukaryota; Metazoa; Arthropoda; Arachnida; Araneae; Theridiidae.